Molecule: messenger RNA, 2799 nt
Organism: Arabis nemorensis
Lineage: Eukaryota; Viridiplantae; Streptophyta; Magnoliopsida; Brassicales; Brassicaceae
Source: the annotation of a GenBank genome assembly
AUGGAAGAUGAUGGUGGUGGCGAUGGAGGCGAAGGAAAUGGUGGAUUUUCACCUAAUUCUAGCUUUGGGGGAUUCCCUGAGACAGCCAUGGAUUUGGAUUUUAUGGAUGAGCUCUUGUUUGAUGGAUGUUGGCUAGAGACAACAGAUAGUAAGAGCUUGAAGCAGGGAGAAGAAUCUGCUUCAGUUUCUACCGCCAUGAAUGACAAUAGCCCUUUCCUAUGCUUUGAUCAAGAUGAUUUCCCCAAUGAAGAAACAGAGAGAAUGUUUCAUUCUUCACCUAGUUAUCUCAAGAACGACAAAUCGAUGAAUCCAGAACCUUCCAACCAGGGUACAACAAGCUCUGAGCAAGCAGAAAAGUUUCUACUCGAAGAAGCUGAGGUGGGAAGAAGUUGGUGGAUUGCACCAAAAGCAGGUGAAGGGAUUUCUUCAUCCGUGAAGGAGAGACUAUUACAAGCUAUUAGCGGUCUUAACGAGGCAGUGCAAGAUAAGGACUUUCUGGUACAAAUAUGGGUGCCAUUUCAGCAGGAAGGAAAGAACUUUCUUACCACUUGGGCGCAGCCACAUUUGUUCAACCAACAAUACUCUAGCCUUGCGAAAUAUAGACAUGUUUCAGAGUCUUAUAAUUUCCCGGCUGAUGAGGGUUCAAAAGAUGUAGGUCUUCCCGGUCGUGUCUUCUUGCAGAAAUUGCCUGAGUGGACUCCUGAUGUGCGUUUCUUUAGAAGUGAUGAAUAUCCGCGUAUCAAAGAAGCACAAAAAUGUGAUGUCCGUGGGUCACUUGCGCUUCCUGUGUUCGAAAGAGGUAGUGGGACUUGUUUGGGUGUUGUUGAGAUCGUCACAACUACUCAGAAGAUGAAUUACGGGCCAGAGCUUGAGAAUAUCUGUAAAGCUCUAGAGGCCGUUGAUCUAAGGAGUUCAAGUAACUUGAACUCGCCAAGCAUUGAGUUUCUGCAGGUCGAUAGUGAUUUCUACUACGCUGCGUUACCUGAGAUAUCAGAUUUCUUGGCCUCAGUCUGCAGAUCAUAUGAAUUGCCUCUAGCUUUGUCAUGGACACCGUGUGCUAUGCGAGGGAAAAGUGGAUCCCGACAUUCUGAUGAGAACUUCUUUGAGUGUGUUUCUACAAUCGAUUCUGCUUGUUUUGUCCUGGACGAAGAGAGCAAAAAUUUUCUUGAUGCAUGCUCUGAACACCAUCUGCUCCGUGGUGAAGGCAUUGUUGGGAAAGCAUUCAAGUCAACCAAACUUUUUUUUGUGCCUGAAGUAACCGCAUUUAGCAAGACCAAUUACCCUCUUGCGCACCAUGCCAAGAUAUCUGGACUACAUGCUGCUUUAGCAGUCCCGUUAAAGAGCAAAUGCAACGGUUUAGUUGAGUUUGUCUUGGAGUUCUUUUUUCCAAAAGCCUGCCUUGACACCAAAACACAACAGGAAAUGCUUAAGUCACUGUCUGCGACUCUGCAGCAAGAUUUCAGGAGUUUAAAUCUUGUCAUUGACAAAGACCUAGAGUUAGAAGUCGUGUUGCUUGUUAGUGAGGACAUGGUUUUCUCAGAGAACCCACUAACUAGAGAAGAAACCGUAGAGUCUUUGAAAGAAAUUCAUCUGCAAGAAUCUUCAUGGAUCUCCCACAUGAUAACGGCAAAUGAGAAGGGUAAAGAUGUGUCACUUUCUUGGGAAUACCAGAAAGAAGAUCCAAAAGAUGAAUUCAGGCUCUCAUCUGGCUUGCAUAACAGUCAGCUUGAUCCAAGCCCCAAUAAGCUUCCUUUAGAAGCUGAGCAGUUUCAACAAGCAUCAAAUUCAGGACUCAGAGUCGACACUGGUCCAAGUACUGAAUCAGCUUCCAUGAGUGGGGGAAAUAUGUUAGGCAGUAGAAGACCCGGGGAUAAGAGAAGAACAAAAAAUGAAAAGACCAUAGGCUUGGAGGUUCUUAGACAGUACUUUGCUGGAAGCCUCAAGGAUGCAGCCAAGAGCAUUGGUGUUUGUCCAACUACCUUGAAAAGGAUAUGCAGGCAACACGGGAUAGCAAGAUGGCCUUCGCGGAAAAUCAAGAAGGUUGGGCAUUCGCUGAAGAAACUCCAACUCGUUAUGGACUCUGUUCAAGGUGCGCAGGGCUCUAUCCAACUCGAUUCAUUCUAUACAAGCUUCCCAGAGUUGAGCUCCCCAAAUAUGUCCAGUAAUGUCCCCUCCUUGAAGAGUAAUGAACCGUCGCAGCCUUCGAAUGUUCCAACCGAAAACGGUGUUUCACCAGAGGAAAUAACAGCACCAAGGUCACCAUCAUCUUCUUGCAGCAAGAGCUCUGGUUCAAGCACCAAUUCUGCACACAUUCUGGAGGUUGCUGAGGAUGGUGCAUUGAAGAGCGCCCAUAGUGAGGCAGAACUGCAUACUGGGAAUCAGGAGGAAACAAAAAGUCUUGCAAGAACCCAGAGCCAUAAAACAUUCAAGGAGCCUCCUCUUCCUGAAGAUUUACCUCCAUUACCAGACAGUAGCAACAAGUGCGGAAGAGCUAGAGGCAGCAUCAAAGUGAAAGCCACAUUUGGUGAGGCCAGAGUACGCUUUACAUUACUUCCGAGCUGGGGCUACAGAGAGCUGCAGCAAGAGAUUGCUAGGCGUUUCAAAAUAGAUGACACUUCCUGGUUUGAUCUUAAGUACCUGGAUGAUGAUGAUGAGUGGGUUCUUCUAACAUGUGAAGCAGAUCUCGAGGAAUGCAUCGACAUAUAUAGAUUAUCACAGAGCCAAACAAUUAAAAUAAGUCUGCAAGAGGCUUCUCAAGUCAAGCUGGGAGGUUCGUUUGGUAGCACCGGUCCUUCCUGA